AUGCCUCAAUCCCCUUCACCUCGUCUGCGCCAUUACAGGACGAUGACAGCAAUAUGCUUCGUUUGCAACCUGCCUAUAUUGUCUCAUCAAGUGGGCCUGAUAUGGGCUGGUGGGAACGGCUGGGACGAGUUGACGCGAUCAACGUUAGAAGAAUCCACAUUAAGACAGCGCCUUGGCAGUCGCAGGGACUCUUCUGCACAAGUCUCCUGCCUUUCUCCACCAGAACCAGAUGCCCCAGAUCAACCUCGAGGUGGACCGAGACGGCGCCGUUCUUCGUUGGCUCAACUGACCGAUAUAUUGCGUGAAUGGGGUGGUGGAGGCAGUCAGCCUCGGCGCCAAAGAGCACCGCUUUCCAGACGUGAAACUCUAGCAGACUUAGCACGCUCGCUACCAUGGGCCCGUCACGAACCGCCCCCGCGGAGAAGGAGAGAUUCUUCCGCAGAUUCAGGCAUUAAAUCAAUAACUUCCAAACGCCGCGACUCUAAAGCUGUGCCUCAAGAUUUCCGUUCAGAUUUUUCCAUUUUUGACAGAAAAGACUCGACGACUGUAAUACCUUCAAAAGAGCGUCGCAUUAAAAGACGUAGCUCUGGCGACGACAAGGAGCGCAGAGAUUCUGUAGACGGACACCGUCAUCACAGACGUGACUCUGUUGCAGUACCAGCGCCGCGCAUAAUUGCAACUCAUAAAAAAAGACGAGCCUCACCACCAAAUCCGGCACCGCCAUCGUUCGUAGAUGCAUCAUCCGACCCCGGUCCUUCUACGCAAACACCAUCAGUGACUAUAGUAACAGUACACGAACCAAGUCGUUCAGAUGGUGAGUGCCAACCGAUGACUAUGCCGACUAUUAUUACAUCUGCUGUAACACCAUCACCGACCUCGCCUACUACUCCAAGCGGAAGGAGUCGAAGAGAUUCUACCACUCAAUGUGGGCGAGCUCGUAGAGAUUCUAGGGCUGCAGCCAGUCCGGAACGAAGGCUAGGACGAUUGCAAAGACAAGCAACUGCGUUUGACGAUCCCAUUGGCCCACCAGGGACCAGGCGUCGUGACUCAGGCCCCUCUUUAGGUCCUGAUGAUGAAGGGCGUGCUAGGAGGGACUCGUUAAGUCCUGACUCCGCAGCGCGGCCAAGACGUGAACGAAAUCAAUUAAGCCCUGAUCGUGCUGGGGGAGGUGAAUUAAGUCCAUCAGCAGCGAGACGUCGAAGUAGAUUGAGAAGACAAGCGUCAUGUGCUCGCAUGGGUCGAGCUCGUAGCCCGGAAUCCAGUUCUUGUUCUAGCCGCGACCCGAGUCCGUGUGCACGUCCUCCUGAACGAACAAUGUUCCGACGACAAUCAACGACGGAGGAAAUAUUAAUAGCCCGCGGCUUUCGCCGGCAAUCGACCACUGAGGAAAUGAUUCGCUGUCGUAAUUUCAGACGACAAAGCUCUCAAAGCGACGAUGCAUGUAUGCGCGCAAGAGGUCGCCGCGAUUCUUCAACACAGAUACUUGACGGUACUAUCGGAACUAUGACUGUGGAGACUACGAGCACAUUCUUCGAUUCCAGCACACAGACUGAACCAUCUCCACUAUACGACAACAAUCAUUACCACGAGGAAUGUCUUCGUUGCAACUCCUGCGGGUUGAAUCUUACUGGACCCAAUCAGAAACGAGCUCGCCGGUUCAAGAACCAAAUUUUAUGCGACUUGCACUUUGCGGACGUGGCGCUCAUGGAGUGCAGUGACUUCAUGCAACAACUGCGCAGCUUCAAACCGCAGUCGCUGGGUUGCGCUGUCGCGAGGCGCAAAUCCUCAACCACGCUAAUAUUUCCACUUCCACCACAAGCUUGUUCAGAUGAAUUCUGCGAGGACUACCCCCAUAGCCUGAUUCCAACGCCUGGAUACUGGAUCGAGUGUUCACGCCAGAAGAUUGCCACUGACACCAUAUGGGAUGAAUCCGAAUCGGAACAUGACAGUGGUCCCGAUCAAAACAAUGAAUCAGAUCGGCGAAGAAGAUCUGGAUCAUUUGACGAAGCGGCCGAGGACAGCAGCGAUAACGGAGGGAGCACGCCAAAGAAAAAGACUGUUAUUGAAGAACAGUGGGAGAGGUCCGGCGGAUUCGAACUCACCUCCGUAGAACAGGAAACCUACGAAAAAUACUUCUAUGGCACAGAACAUUGGAACUAUUUUACCAACGAUGAAGAUCUUGGCCCUGUCAUAUUGUCUAUAAAACAAGAAACUUUGAACUCUCGCGAUCAGUUCAGAAUCCUUGUUCGAGCCAUUAGCUACACCGUUCAUGGCUUGAUCCCUGCAUCGUGUGUGUUUGCUGAUCGUUACAACCGUGAGGAAGUUGUCCGUUCACUGGGGAAAGAAGUCAAUAUCAACCCGCCACUUAUGCUGGGGCAACUGCCAGAUACACCUGAGGAAUUACUUAAACUUGAUCAGGUGUUCAUCAAGUCGGAGCUCAAAGUAGGAGUUAUUUAUGUCAAAGAGAACCAAUACACAGAGGAAGAGAUUCUCGACAACAACGAAAACUCCCCAAUGUUUGACGAAUUCUUGCAGGUUAUGGGAGAAAAAGUUCGGUUAAAAGGUUUCGACAAAUACAAGGGCGGUCUAGACACAGUACACGAUCUCACAGGCUUAUACUCAGUGUACACCAACUGGAGGGGCAUCGAAAUUAUGUUUCACGUUUCUACACUAUUACCUUACGAGCGUCAUGACCCCCAGAAGUUGCAGAGAAAACGACACAUUGGAAAUGAUAUUGUUUGUGUCGUGUUCCUUGAAGCUGACAACACUGCAUUCUCGCCAGCUUGUAUCAAAAGCCAUUUCUUACAUACCUUUAUUUUAGUUAGAGUAUCUGCUAAAAUCAAGAGGCGCCCUACGAGAUAUGAAGUGUCUGUUGUAACUCGAGAUGAGGUCGGCGCCUAUAAGCCCUAUUUGUGGGAGCAGAGUGUGUUUGACAAGGGCCCUAUGUUCAGGGAAUGGUUGCUAACGAAAAUUGUGAAUGGCGAGCGGGCAUCCUACUCCGCACCUAAAUUUGCGAGAAUGCAAGAAAGGACCCGCAGUCAGAUGCUAGAAGAUAUCGUUGCUAAUUUGCAAAAUCAUGCAGAAACCGGACAAAUACCCAAACCAUACAGAAGAGGAUCUUGGCGUCCAAUAGGCCACAUGCGGCCGUCGUCUCCUCUCCUCGACUCUGUACGAGACCAGUUUGAAGACUACGACCAACUGGCAAAAGAUUUUACCCGCGUGUUCUUGAAUAACGAAUUAAACAUAGCGCAGAAUGCUCAGCUUUUCGACGUCGUUUUCCUUGUCGGACAAUCAAAACAAAAGACUAAGUUCAUUGGAGUCCGUGCUAUACUAGGAGUUAGAAGCCGCGUGUUCCAGGAAAUGCUGUACGGUAUCCAAACAGGCUUCGGUUCUCCCCAAGUGCCGGUGGCCGAGCUACUGGCGCGGCCAGCUCCCACCCUUCUGUCGCCGACGCCUUCGCGGCAGAAGAGCAGCAAUUUCUUACAAGUCCCGGACAUUGAAUCACCCAGACCCAAAAGCGUGCCAAGUUCACCGAUGGUGAAACGAGCAUUCUCCCGCCUUGGAACGAUCACCGCCGGAUGGGGACGAUCCAUUCGCAAACAACAUUCUCAGCUUAACGCCGAUGAUAAAAAGAAGUGGUCCAGCUCUCAAGAUUGCUCUAAUAAAGAUAGUAAAGACAAAGAAAAAGAAAAGAACGCCGCGUUAGCUGUACCAAGACUAUCAGUAUGCGCUGACGCACAAAAAGUCGAUCGUGCCAAACUUGCACAAACUGAGUUCUCAAUAAUAGAAUUCGACCCGGAUACUUUCCGCAUAUUGUUGGACUACUUGCAUACCGGGAGUUGCCCUCUCACUUGCGCGUCCAUACCAGGGCUCAUCUGUGCGGCUGAACAUUACGACUUGCCGGAACUUUUGCAAGCCUGUUUCCAUCAUGCCAAACAAUUCCUUAGAAUAGAAGUGGCAUGUACGAUGUUAAUAUCCCUGGAAAAUUAUUAUUGGAGAUAUACGUCAGCGUCGGAAUUGGUCAAUAUGAUUCUAGCUUUUAUUGAACAGAAAGCGUACGCUCUGUUCCAAACGUCUGAAUUUCUUAAUCUUUCCGAAUCCAUGGUACAAAUGAUCAUGUGCAGAAACCUUGAAGUGCCAGAGGUGAGAAAGUUUGAAGCUAUGCUCAGUUGGGCCCGGAACAAAAUUAAAUCUAAAUCUACCAAUAAGACUGACGCCAAAAAUGAAUUUAAAACUAUUAUGGAGAGGUUAGCCAGAGACCUUAAACUUUAUAGGAUUUCACCGCAGGAAUUAAUCAAAGUAGUGCUCCCCUCCAAGGCCAUAAAGAACGAGCGUAUUCUGGAAACAUUAAUGUAUCAAGCUAAUUCAGGAAUGUACAGAAUUCAAGACAGCUAUAUUGAGGCAUGUCAGCAGCGAUUACAGAAACAAGACUCAAGAUUCUCCGAAUUCGAAAGUUUCGACUACGGUAUGUAA
Parnassius mnemosyne (clouded apollo) is the source of this 4473-nucleotide messenger RNA. Lineage: Eukaryota; Metazoa; Arthropoda; Insecta; Lepidoptera; Papilionidae. The record is from the annotation of a GenBank genome assembly.